CCCGCGCCUUAAAAGCCCCGCACACCGCCCCGCCGCGCCCAGCCCUGCCGCACCUUCGCGUCCUCGCUAGGUCUCGCCGCAGCCGUGCGCCCGGCCCCGACCCCGGCACCAUGAGCUUCGGAUCAGAGCACUACUUGUGCUCCUCCUCCUCCUACCGCAAGGUGUUCGGGGACGGCUCGCGCCUGUCCACGCGCCUCUCCGGGCCCGGAGGCUCGGGAAGCUUCCGCUCCCAGUCGCUAUCCCGCAGCAAUGUGGCCUCCACGGCCGCCUGCUCCUCGGCCUCGUCUCUCGGCCUGGGCCUGGCCUACCGCCGGCUGCCCGCGUCCGACGGACUAGACCUGAGCCAGGCGGCGGCGCGCACCAACGAGUACAAGAUCAUCCGCACUAACGAGAAGGAGCAGCUGCAGGGCCUCAACGACCGCUUCGCCGUGUUCAUCGAGAAGGUGCACCAGCUGGAGACGCAGAACCGCGCACUCGAGGCCGAGCUGGCGGCGCUGCGCCAGCGCCACGCCGAGCCGUCGCGCGUCGGCGAGCUCUUCCAGCGCGAGCUGCGCGACCUGCGCGCGCAGCUGGAGGAGGCGAGCUCGGCGCGCGCGCAGGCCCUGCUGGAGCGGGACGGGCUGGCCGAGGAGGUGCAGCGGCUGCGGGCGCGCUGCGAGGAGGAGAGCCGCGGGCGCGAAGGCGCCGAGCGCGCCCUGAAGGCGCAGCAGCGCGACGUGGACGGCGCCACUCUGGCCCGCCUGGACCUGGAGAAGAAGGUGGAGUCGCUGCUCGACGAGCUGGCCUUCGUGCGCCAGGUGCACGACGAGGAGGUGGCCGAGCUCCUGGCCACGCUGCAGGCGUCUUCGCAGGCUGCCGCCGAGGUGGACGUGGCUGUGGCUAAGCCAGACCUGAGUUCGGCGCUGAGGGAGAUCCGCGCCCAGUAUGAGUCUCUGGCCGCUAAGAACCUGCAGUCUGCCGAGGAGUGGUACAAGUCCAAGUUCGCUAACCUGAACGAGCAGGCGGCGCGCAGCACCGAAGCCAUCCGAGCCAGCCGAGAGGAGAUCCACGAGUACCGGCGCCAGCUCCAGGCACGUACCAUUGAGAUAGAGGGCCUGCGCGGGGCCAAUGAGUCCCUGGAGAGGCAGAUCUUGGAACUGGAGGAGCGGCACAGCGCUGAGGUGGCCGGCUACCAGGACAGCAUUGGGCAGCUGGAGAAUGACCUGAGGAACACCAAGAGUGAGAUGGCUCGCCACCUUCGGGAAUACCAGGACUUGCUCAAUGUCAAGAUGGCCCUUGACAUUGAGAUAGCGGCUUACAGGAAACUGCUGGAAGGUGAAGAGACGCGGUUUAGCACCAGUGCGUUGAGCAUUUCAGGGCUGAAUCCACUUCCCAAUCCAAGUUAUCUGCUCCCUCCCAGAAUCCUUAGUUCUGCAACCCCCAAAGCCUCAUCCACUGGGCUGUCACUUAAAAAGGAGGAGGAAGAGGAGGAAGAAGGGGCUUCUACGGACGCCUCUAAGAAAACAUCCAAGAUAGCGGAAAGUUUUGAAGAAACAUUGGAGGAAACGGUAAUAUCUACAAAGAAAACCGAGAAGUCAAAUAUAGAGGAAAGCACCAUUUUGAGCCAAAAAAUGUAAUCCCGUUGCUUAAAAAAAGAAGUUAAUGCCUAAGAGGGAAUGCACUUGACUUAUUCUACUGCUUACUUCCAAACCACACCACCUAUCACCGCUAUAGAAUGUCUCUAAGGCUUCAAUGUCAUAUUUAAUACUGAAUCCUUACUUUCUCCAGUAGGAAAGGCACCCAUAGAUGGGGCAAACUGCAUUCCUGGAGCAGUAAGAGGAGUUCUCUAAGAACACGCUUUCUCACCCACAGCUCGGGCUUCAUAGUGACAGGUGACUCAGGUGCAGAGGAAGGUGCUAAUUCUGGUCAUCACUCGCUGUGAGCUGAAGUUAACGCCUAUGUUUAUCCACUAUACCCCACCAGUACCCAGCUAUAGAUUCUUCCUGUAGAUGCCUAAAAACAUGGUCACUGCCGAGGACAAACCAGUGGUCCAGACACCAUUACCCCAUUCCACUCUGAUAGAGCUCAGUCACAAAGGAUAGAUGUUUCUCUCACGGGCAUAUUUCUUCCUCUCCUCUCAAACCCUUAUUUCCUUUUCUCCCACCCAAGAGGAGGGAAGACAGGCUAGUGUAGUAUUUCCUCCCAAACAGAACUUCCUCCCUUUAACACUCUUUGCUCGGUGGGUAAGAUUAGAUGCAUGCUGCCCAUUUCUGUGAUUUGUGUAAUGACUUAUCCCUGCCCAUUAUGCCCUUUCACAUCUGUAGCUUAAAAAGAAGAUAAUAAUGGCAGCAAUUCACUUUAAGGAUUUUCCUAAAAAAUAAAAGAGAUCUCUAGAUUUUAGGCUUUCAGCUUGUCCAAAUCCACUUAAUUAGAAGGAAAAAAAAUGACCUUAAAUGAUGUAGCUUUUCACUUUAACUUUAGAAGCACAGUGAUAGUUAUCCUGCGCUGUGGUUAAGCCAACCUUAGACUUAGUAACGUAAAUACAGGAAGUGAGUAUGUCUCUGAAUGGAAAGACCAAGGUCUCCUCUGUGUUGGUUUCUGUAUAGUGGUAUAGAAUUAGCUUUUUCAUACCCUCGCCCUAGAAUCUGUAGUCUCCUUCCCAUUAUCUAGGUUCUCAAGAGGCCUUGCUUUUUAAGAGUGCUAUGUAUAGGAUAUUUUAUCACCAGACACAAUGCUACUGCCCAAAAAUGAAAAAAAUAAACACUUCUGGUCAAUCAACACCACCAGCAAAUAUUUAAAAAAAAAAAAAAAUCUCUUCUCUCAGAGCCUUUCCCCAACAGUGUUGCAUUGCCGCAGUUGGUGGGUGUCAGUUCCAAGGAAAGGCAGAAACAUUCAGAGUUCACAAGGGUAAUGCAUGCUCCUCUGCCAUCCAAGGAGGCAGGCUGGAAAGUCAGCUCCUCGUGCACCCAACUGCAGCAUCCACACGUCCUGUCUGCCUCGUGUGCCAAAUUUGAUGCAGGAUUUGCCCUGUCUCUGCUCACUUCCACCAGAGCUACAGAACUGUCUGCUCUGUCCCCACCCACGUCAUCGCAAGCUGUGCUGAUAAGGACAUGAUGCUUCUACUGAGCUCCCAUUCUAGCACGUGCUCCAAUAGUUCAAGGACCUGAAAAGACACUCUCCUUUCUCUGACCCAUCCCUGUUGACCUCCCCCCUCCACUUACUGUAAGACAUUAGUUAAUAAAAGAAAUUAAAAGUCAUUAAUCCUACCAACA
Molecule: messenger RNA, 3251 nt
Organism: Onychomys torridus (southern grasshopper mouse)
Lineage: Eukaryota; Metazoa; Chordata; Mammalia; Rodentia; Cricetidae
Gene: Ina
Product: internexin neuronal intermediate filament protein alpha
Exons: 3
Coding region: 111-1616 (501 amino acids)
Biological process (GO): intermediate filament organization
Cellular component (GO): postsynaptic intermediate filament cytoskeleton; cytoplasm; intermediate filament
Molecular function (GO): structural constituent of postsynaptic intermediate filament cytoskeleton
Source: RefSeq, a predicted model, not a curated record